UAGUCAACCUGCGACAAAUGGCCGCGGUCUCCAGGCUGAUUGCGCCCAAGUCGCUCACCGACGAGGCGGCAAACGCGAAGAGGCUCACUGACCACAGCAAGUGGGGGCGCGUGAAGAAGGCGCUGGAGUCGGGCAAGGAGAAGAAGGUCUCGCCCAAGGAGAUCGUCGACUAUUGGCAGGAGUCGAUGCCCAAGGUGUCGUCCUACAACGGCGUCGCCGCCCUCCUCGGCGACAAUGAGGCGGCAGCCAACGACGUCCCCGACUCGCCCCCUCACCGCCGGCGCGGCGGCAGCAAGAUUGAGCGCACCUCCUCCUUUGAGGACCCGGACGGCAAGCUGCCCGCGCCCCCGUCCGACCGGCCGAGGGGCUUCGAGCCCGCCGCCGCGCCGCCCGCGCCGCAACCCGAGCCCGACUCUCGCCCAGCUGCGUGGGUGACGGCUGCCUUGGCGGCGGAGUCGUGCAAGGGCGGGCAGGCCCUCCACCCGGCGGAGCAGGCGGUGGCCCAGCUGAUGCUCUCGCUCGAGGCGGAGCGCGAGCGCGCCUCCGCCCUCCAGGCAAAGGCGGCCGAGGCGCCCGAGCAGGCCAAGGCCCCCGGCCCGAUUGCAAAGGCUCUCUCCACCAUCCUCUCGCCUGGCAAGGGCAAGGAGUCGGACGACGGCGCUGCCUCGUCGCCCUCGGUCGUCUACUGAGCACACUACUGCACGCGUCGGAUCUAAAGGGGGCCGUCAACGCGAGGCUGAGCUGAGAGCUGCUCUCUACUACUGGAGCUGGACUUCGUCCCGUCAACGAGCUAAGAGGUCUCUCUGGGGAGGGGGGGGGGGGGGUGAAAUGGAUGGUUUCCCUCCCGAUGGGGGAUCGUCCGCGGGGUGAUCUGAAUGUGGCCGGAGCGCCAUACGGAUUGAGGACAGGGUCGAGAGAUCCUCUUUGCCACCCACAGGUCCCAGCCUUGAGCCUCUUUGGUUGAGGCCGCGCGGGGACGCGCCGCGGACGGCGUCGGGUGCCGUGCGUCCUGGUUUCGUGUGGAUCGUCGGGACGCGUUUUGAUUUUCGGAAUUCAAGACUCAUGAGUCAG
This is a messenger RNA of Emiliania huxleyi CCMP1516, 1071 nucleotides long. RefSeq lists its product as hypothetical. The transcript has 6 exons. The record is from RefSeq and is a predicted model, not a curated record. Lineage: Eukaryota; Haptophyta; Isochrysidales; Noelaerhabdaceae. Bases 18 to 689 code for a protein of 223 amino acids.